AUGACUCCAUUACGCGGACAACUAUUCCGAGCAGCACUCCGCCCGAUUGUUUUGUGUAAACAUGGUCUGAAUAACGCAAAUAUAGCCCACUUCGGCACCCUCUACAGGAAGACACAAGAGCAAAAGACAACCGCCACCCAAAAGCCGAAGGCAAGCGAUUAUUUCUCGAGGCGAGAGAUCGCUGCGCUUUUUCUGCAGCCUUUGUUCGUCAUAGUGGUGUACCUCACCGUCGUCUGGCACGGCUUCAAGUACUACUGCAACAUCAAUAGCAACACGGAUAAUAGCCACAUUCAGAUCGACCAAUUCGUAAGUACGCUGCGGUGGAAGUACCGCGCCUACCGGUUAAAACAAAGCAGCGGUGGAGAAUAG
This is a messenger RNA of Babesia bigemina, 369 nucleotides long. RefSeq lists its product as hypothetical. The record is from RefSeq and is a predicted model, not a curated record. The coding region runs from base 1 to 369 and encodes 122 amino acids. The transcript is spliced from 2 exons. NCBI's taxonomy places the organism in Eukaryota, Apicomplexa, Aconoidasida, Piroplasmida, Babesiidae.